Molecule: messenger RNA, 1654 nt
Organism: Leopardus geoffroyi (Geoffroy's cat)
Lineage: Eukaryota; Metazoa; Chordata; Mammalia; Carnivora; Felidae
Gene: PHF10
Product: PHD finger protein 10
Exons: 12
Coding region: 54-1550 (498 amino acids)
Cellular component (GO): npBAF complex
Source: RefSeq, a predicted model, not a curated record
CCGGGACGAGGCGGCGGCGGCGGCGGAGGCGGCGGCGCGGGGCGCUAGGGCUGAUGGCGGCGGCGGCCGGCCCCGGGACGGCGCUGUCCCCGCGGCCGUGCGACAGCGACCCGGCCACCCCUGGAGCGCCGUCCCCGAAGGAUGAUAAUGAAGAUAAUUCAAACGAUGGGACCCAACCAUCCAAGAGGAGGCGAAUGGGCUCUGGAGAUAGCUCUAGGAGCUGUGAGACUCCAAGUCAGGAUCUCGGCUUUAGCUACUAUCCAGCAGAAAAUUUGAUAGAGUACAAAUGGCCACCUGAUGAAACAGGAGAAUACUAUAUGCUUCAAGAGCAAGUCAGUGAAUAUUUGGGUGUGACCUCCUUUAAGCGGAAAUAUCCAGAUUUAGAGCGACGAGAUCUGUCUCACAAAGAGAAGCUCUACCUGAGAGAGCUGAAUGUCAUCACAGAGACUCAGUGCACUCUAGGUUUAACAGCAUUGCGCAGUGAUGAAGUGAUUGAUUUAAUGAUAAAAGAGUAUCCAGCCAAACAUGCUGAGUAUUCUGUUAUUUUACAAGAAAAAGAACGUCAGCGAAUUACAGAUCAUUAUAAAGAGUAUUCUCAAAUGCAACAACAGAAUACUCAGAAAGUUGAAGCCAGCAAAGUGCCCGAGUACAUUAAGAAAGCUGCCAAAAAAGCAGCCGAAUUUAACAGCAACUUGAACCGGGAGCGCAUGGAAGAGAGAAGAGCGUAUUUUGACUUGCAGACACACGUGAUCCAGGUGCCUCAAGGGAAGUACAAAGUGUUACCGACAGAGCGAACCAAGGUCAGUUCUUACCCAGUGGCCCUCAUCCCGGGACAGUUCCAGGAAUAUUACAAAAGGUACUCAGCAGACGAGCUGCGGUAUCUGCCGUUAAACACGGCCCUCUACGAGCCCCCGCUGGACCCUGAGCUGCCGGCCCUGGAUAGCGAUGGUGACUCGGACGACGCCGAGGACGGUCGAGGCGAUGAGAAGCAGAAACAUAAAGGCACUUCGGACAGUUCCUCCGGCAACGUGUCUGAAGGAGAAGGCCUUCCCGACGGCCAGGAGGAGCCUCUCCCAGGAAGACAGAGAUCCAAGGACAAAGCUGCUACUCCAAGAAAAGAUGCUUCCAAACGUUCUGUACUGUCCAAGUCAGUCCCUGGGUACAAGCCAAAGGUCAUUCCAAAUGCUCUAUGUGGAAUUUGUCUGAAGGGUAAGGAGUCCAACAAGAAAGGGAAGGCUGAAUCACUUAUACACUGCUCCCAGUGUGAUAAUAGUGGCCACCCUUCUUGCCUGGAUAUGACCAUGGAGCUUGUUUCUAUGAUUAAGACCUACCCUUGGCAGUGUAUGGAGUGUAAAACUUGCAUUGUAUGUGGACAACCCCACCAUGAAGAGGAAAUGAUGUUCUGUGAUGUGUGUGACAGAGGUUAUCAUACUUUUUGUGUGGGCCUUGGUGCUAUUCCAUCAGGUCGCUGGAUUUGUGACUGUUGUCAGCGAGCCCCCCCAACACCCAGGAAAGUGGGCAGAAGGGGGAAAAACAGCAAAGAGGGAUAAAAUAGUUUUUGACCCCAAUAUUGUAAUAUGGAUUUAAAUGAACUACUUGGUGCCAAUUUAUUUACAUUCUUGAUUUUAUGCCAAUAAAAGAUUUCUGAAAUUCA